This is a messenger RNA of Didymodactylos carnosus, 737 nucleotides long. Lineage: Eukaryota; Metazoa; Rotifera; Eurotatoria; Philodinida; Philodinidae. The record is from the annotation of a GenBank genome assembly.
AAUAAUUGAAUAUUAAAAUCAAAGAGAGUUUUUGAUGCUUCUUGAUAUAUAUUUUUGCUUUUUUUUUAUACAAUGACAAGAUAUAUUUCUAUUGAUUUUCUUAUAUUAUUUUAAUCAUAACACAUAAACUAAUUAAUUUUAUUCAAUUAUUUCUUUAUUUUUAAUUUAUUUUUAGUUUUUGGCCCCAAAAAAAAAAAACUAUGGCUUUAUCAUCUUUAAUUGGUAAAUGUCAAUGUAUUAAUGAAAAAUGUUUCGAAGAACAAUAUGCUAUUUGUCCACAUUGUCAUCUAUGGCUUUGUCUUAAACAUGCAUGUAAUCAUCAAGAAUUGGUUAAAAUAUAUGCUCAUGAAUUAAGUGAUCAAACAAACCAACUUGUUAAAGUAUUUGAUACAUUAACAGUUGAACAAAUUUAUGGUGAUUGUCAACAAAAAUUAGAUACAUGGAAAAAUCAUAUGAUAACAAUUAUUAAUACAAAAUAUCAAGAAGCAUCAAAAACUCUCUUUGAUUUUAAUAUUCAAUUAUUAGUCGAAUUUAAUCAAUUUAAACAAAAUAGUUUAAGUGAAUUACAAAAUCAAAUUGCCGUUCCAUUAUGUGAUAUGUUAACAAAACAAACACAAAUACAUCCUCGUCUAUUAGAUAAUAUUAAUGUUAAAUUAACAAAAAUACAAAAUGAAGUGAAUAGAAUCAAACAAUUAAUGCUCUUACAGGUAUGGAAUUUAUUUGCCAGUCAAUUAUAG